UCUCCGACCCAGUUACUGGACAGCUAGACACUCACUAUUUUGUCACUACUGGUUCUAGACACUGCCAUUUUUUCACCAUAUGGAAGGAACCAGUGAACACUAGUGUGACCGUGCCUUGGGCAGUAUUGAACAUGUAAACGCUACUCAAUCAUUUUAACACGUCUUCUCAAUAGAAACGGUCACUUGUUUCGAAUAAUUUUGGGGCAUAGAUUUACGCUGCGAAGCAAGAUGGAUUGAACUUCAGGGAAAGAAACAGUUAGUAAAGAAGAUACAAGCAUGAGUACAGACUUGGAGAUUAAAGAUGUUGAAAUUGAGGCUACAGAAGAUGCAGACGUUAGUGGUAACUCAGCUAACAAAGUUCCAGAGAACAAAGAUUUGAUGGAAGUUCAAGACAAUGCUGAAACAUCUGUUCUAACAGCACAAGGGGAGGGUGGAGAUGCAGACACCGCUGAUAAACUGACUAAGCAGGGUGAGCCUGAUGAAUACUUGUACACAAAGAGAGAUGAGUUUACAUCAGAAAUAUAUAAAAUACAGAUCUCCAAUCUGCCAAAAAGAUUUGGUUUUGCUGAAUUGAAGAAGAAGUUCUUACAGCUUGAUUUAAAGCCUGUAAAGAUGAAAGUUUGGAAAGAAAUCUGUUUUGUUACAUUCAGAUGUGAACAAGAUAGGGAAGAGGCUUUGAAAAAGGUGAACGGUCUCAAAUGGAGAAGCCAGGAACUUACAGCUACAGUUGCUAAACCAGCGGCAGACCCUCUAAUGAGGAAGAGGAAACAGGAGGAGGCAGGGAAAGUAUGGGAGAAGAAAGCAAAACAUUCGGACGAUGGUCUGACCCCAAGCGAGAAACUGAAAAAUUCUGUAACACCAUUGUGGAAAUUGGAAUAUAAAGAUCAACUGAGAAAGAAAGAGGAAGAAAUGAGACAAUUUUUCAAAAGAUUACAUCGACAGCUGGAGAAGAAUUGUCCAGAUCUCAAAUAUUGGUUGUUAAAGAAUAAGAAGAAAUAUGGAGCUAUACCGUGUGAACUGCAGCCUAUUAUUCCUUCUCCAGUAACUACAGGUUACAGAAACAAGUGUGAGUUUACAAUAGGCCCAGGCCAGGAUGGCGAGGACUGCGUUGGGUUCAGGUACAGCACCUAUGCAAAGGGUUCGGUGAUUGUUGGCUCACCAGAGGAGAUCAGCUUUCUACCCGAUAUGAUGAAAACUGUCGUGAAAGGAUUUCAGAAGUAUGUGUUAUCAUCCGUGUAUACAGCCUUUAAUCCGGAGAAUCACACCGGGAACUGGAGACAGCUGACGGUCAGAACGAGCAGGCUCGGUCAUGUCAUGGUCUUAAUAGACUUUCAUCCUCAGAAUCUAACACAGGAGGAUACAGAAAAAGAGAUGGAGAAUAUUAAAGCCUACUUCACUAAAGGAGAUGGCCAGGACUGUGGUAUCACCAGCUGUUUCUUCAGAUCUCAUACUGAAAAAAUGACUGGGGCUGCAUCAGGUUCUCCAUACAGACUGGUCUUUGGAGAUGAGAACAUCACAGAAUCGUUGCUUGAAAUGAAGUUUCAGAUUUCCCCAAGUGCAUUUUUUCAAGUAAAUACAGCAGCUGCAGAAGUGUUAUAUAAAACUGUUUCUGAUUGGUGCAAUGCAUCACCUGACACAACUGUUCUUGACGUCUGCUGCGGCACUGGUACCAUAGGCCUCACAGUCGCUAAGCAAGUAUCACGAGUGGUUGGGAUAGAAAUGUGUAUAGAAGCAGUGGAGGAUGCUAAAGUUAAUGCCAAAUUAAAUGGUAUAACAAAUGUAACAUAUCAUUGUGCUAAAGCUGAAGAUGUCAUGAAGGACAUAACAAGAUCUGUGACUAGUUCAUCUGAUGUUAUUGCUAUUGUGGACCCACCCAGAGGAGGGCUACAUUCAAGUGUGGUUGUUGCCAUUAGAAAUUGUAGAAGUAUUAGCCGUCUAGUAUAUGUUUCCUGUAACGUUAAUGGUGCAUUGAACAAUAUCAUUGAUUUAGUUCGACCAGUAUCAAAGCGCCUACGGGGACCGAGAUUUUAUCCUGCAAGAGCUGUACCAGUCGAUUUAUUUCCACACACAGAUCAUUGUGAACUUGUUAUGCUCUUUGAACGUGAACAAACAGACAGUCAAGAAGACAUAGACAGUCAAGACAAAAAUCUAGAGAAAACGGACAUUAAAAAGGAAAUAGACAGCCAAGACAAAAAUCUAGAGAAAAUUGACAUUAAAAAAGAAAUAGACAGUCAAGACAAAAAUCUAGAGAAAACAGACAUUAAAAAAGAAAUAGACAGCCAAGACAAAAAACUAGAGAAAACAGACAUUAAAAAUGAAAUAGACAGCCAAGACAAAAAACUAGAGAAAACAGACAUUAAAAAGAAAUAAGACAGCCAAGACAAAAAUCUAGAGAAAAUGGACAUUAAAUAAAAAAGAACUAGACAGUCAAGACAAAAAUCUAGAGAAAACAGACAAUAAUAAAGAAAUAGACAGUCAAGAAAAACUGACAGUCAAACAGACCAUGCAGAUUGAUGUCAAAAUGUUUUUUUAUCUGGGUUUUUUUUUGGCUGGAUUUUUAUUUCUCAAAAGAGUUAUAUCAGAAAGUC
Mercenaria mercenaria is the source of this 2588-nucleotide messenger RNA. RefSeq names its product tRNA (uracil-5-)-methyltransferase homolog A-like. Gene Ontology annotation, molecular function: RNA binding; RNA methyltransferase activity. The record is from RefSeq and is a predicted model, not a curated record. The coding region runs from base 277 to 2370 and encodes 697 amino acids. Lineage: Eukaryota; Metazoa; Mollusca; Bivalvia; Venerida; Veneridae. The transcript is spliced from 16 exons. Gene Ontology annotation, biological process: RNA processing.